AUGGCUUCUCUUAACACUUCUGUCAACGGACCCUCCAUCUCCAAAAGCUAUCAGUCUGUCGUCAAUGCUCCUCCCCCGUCUGGCCCCGCCGCAGCGUCGCCAACCUACGGUCAAUGGGUUGUUUACUCUGUAUCCGCUCCUCUAGCCAAUGCUUUCCAGCAUGAUUCGGGCAGCAAGGAAAGCGUUCUGAAAGUGCAGAGUACAGGAGAAGGAGAGCUCCUUGACCUAGUGGACGAGUUCUCCGAUGGCAGAAUUCAGUUCGCAUUCGUCAAGGUCAAGGACUCCAAUACCGGAUUGCCAAAGAAUGCCCUCAUUGCCUGGUGCGGCGAGGGAGUUCCGGAGAGAACAAAGGGAUACUUCACGAGCCAUAUGACGACGGUUGCGAAACUGCUGCACGGCUAUCAUGUGCAGAUAACUGCCAGAUCCGACCAAGACCUCACCCCCGAGGGAAUCAUUCAGAAGGUUGCCGAUGCGUCAGGCUCCAAAUAUUCCUCGAGCAGUGCCGCUCCGCCACCUGUUGCCGCCGCCACCAAGCCGACCGUCGCGUCGAAACCCGUGUUUACACCUACUCAAAGCACGGGAGCAGGAGGCGGAUACAACCCUUUGGCUCGCAAUGCUGUCCCAAAGAAAGCCGAUGUGGAUGAGGACGGUUGGGGUACAGAUGCUCCUCCUGUGACUCGAACACAUUUAGAAAAAGUGCAGUCAGCCUAUCAGCCUACAAAGGUCAAUAUGAGAGAUCUUACAUCCGCGAAGCCUGCUCCAUCGGCUUUUGGUGGCAGUCAAUCGGAGGAUCGGGCCGAUGUGGUGAAGGGUGCGUAUCAGCCAGUUGGCAAAGUUGAUAUUGCAGCAAUUCGACGCCAGGCUAGGGAAUCGGGACCAGGAAAAGAUGAUAGGCCCGAUCCUGUCAAAGGUGCCUACGAGCCGGUAGGCAAGGUUGACAUCGCAGCCAUCCGAGCUCGGGCACAGAAAUCGGAUGACUCCGGCUUUUCACGACCAGAUCCAGUCUCUAGGCAGUCGACCGGUCGAUCCGAAGACCGCGAGAUACCUGCCCGGCCGCUGGCGGAGCGAUCGGCAGCCUUUUCCCACGGCCCAGAGCGUCUCACGUCUCUGCCUAAACCUAAGGUCGCCAACAAGUUUGGGGGUAGCUCGUCAUUCACCGGGACAAAGGCACCGCUCCCUGGAGGGUUUGAAACCAAGCCAGUGGCUCCUACUCCUCCUGUUGGCGCUGCCAGUAGGACCUUCGCCGAUCAAGGAGGCAAAACACCGGCGCAACUGUGGGCUGAGAGGAAGGCCCGAGAGAGAGGAUUGAGUGGAUCCGGUGAAGCACCAGUGUCUCCCAGCGGGCAUACCGGACAGUCAUCUAUAGCAACGCAGAAAAGUGGUGGCGGCGAGUGGAAGAGCGGCUAUACGGGCAAGAGUUGGGCACCAGUGCAGAUCACGCAUACCGGGCGAAGUAGCAUCGGGCAACAAUUAACCGGCGAAGCAACCAAAUCUGGGGCAGAACAGGACGAGGCUCCAACUUCUCCGGGCGGUGGUGUCGGUUCGCUACGCGACCGUUUCGGGGGGGCUCCACCGAUGGGGGCGCCUGCGACAUUCGAUCGAGCUCCACCUCCUGCUCCGGAGCCUGAUACAAGCAACAAACCCAACCGUGGCAUACCAAUACCAGGGCUACCGGGUUCACGCCCCGAGCCCGAGGAAGAAAAGGCUCCGGCACUACCCACGCCGCCUCCACAAGCGAGAAGCCCUACACCGCCUACUCCGGAAGAGCCAACUGGGUCUCCGAUCCGUGUAGCAAUGCCAGUUAGCGCUUCUGCAUUAGAAGUGACCGAUGCACAUGAAGAAAUGAUAUCCCCGCCACCAGCACUGCCCACGACGUCGCUAGCGCAAGCUCUACCCUCGUCGUCCCCAGAAGAUGAUGAACCAGAGACCGGCCCAGAUGCUGGACGUGGCGCCGCGCAGGCGGCGGCAGCCCACACUCUGGGACAAGAAGCAGUGGAUGCUGCUCCCGCAGCAGCCCCCGCGGCAGGUGGUGAACGAGCACGAGCCGAAUAUGAUUAUGAAGCGGCGGAAGACAACGAAGUGUCGCUUCGUGAAGGUAGUGAAAUCGUUACCAACAUUCAACGAGUUGAUCCGGAUUGGUGGAUCGUCACAAACGAGGCUGGACUGAGCGGACUGGUCCCUAGCAACUAUCUUACUGCGUUGGACGACGAUAAUGGUGAAGCACCGGCACCGGCACCGGCACCGGCUGCCGAAUCCAGUCCUCCGGCUCCCGAACAGUCGAACGGAGUCACAGCCAUCGCGCUCUACGACUAUGAAGCCGGCGAAGACAACGAGCUGUCGUUCCCGGAAAAUGCCAUCAUCAUCAAUGUUACAUUCCCCGACGAAGACUGGUGGCAUGGUGAGUACCAAGGACGGACGGGAUUGUUCCCGGCAAACUACACCAAGAUCAGUGAUUGA
Molecule: messenger RNA, 2457 nt
Organism: Capronia coronata CBS 617.96
Lineage: Eukaryota; Fungi; Ascomycota; Eurotiomycetes; Chaetothyriales; Herpotrichiellaceae
Exons: 4
Coding region: 1-2457 (818 amino acids)
Biological process (GO): regulation of actin filament polymerization
Cellular component (GO): actin filament; site of polarized growth; cortical actin cytoskeleton
Molecular function (GO): actin filament binding
Source: RefSeq, a predicted model, not a curated record